AUGCGUUCCAGAAGCAGCAAGACUGAGGGCUCAGCCCCAAAGCAUUUCCCAAGACAUAGCAAAUUACCCACUCUCCAGGACAUGAAGCACAGAGAACAAGAAAAAGACCCCUCUAGAGAGACAGAUAGGGUCCUUCCACACCCUACGCCAGAGAAGUCACACACUGGCAAAGGCCACCAAGCAGAAGACCUCUCAAGAGAUGACCUACUAUUUCUACUCAGCAUUCUGGAGGGAGAACUGCAGGCUCGAGAUGAAGUCAUAAGCAUUUUAAGGGCUGAAAAAAUGGACUUGGCUUUGCUGGAAGCUCAGUAUGGGUUUGUCACUCCAAAGAAGGUGUUGGAGGCUCUCCAGAGAGAUGCCUUUCAAGCAAAAUCUGCCCCCUGGCAGGAGGACAUCUAUGAGAAACCAAUGAAUGAGUUGGAUAAAGUCAUAGAAAAGCAUAAAGACUCUCACAGACGAAUCCUGGAACAACUUUUAAUGGUAGAGAAGUCUCACAGGCAAACCAUAAUGGAGAUGGAGGAAGAGAAGAAAAAACAUAAAGAAUAUAUGGAGAGGAGUGAUGAAUUCAUAAACUUGCUGGAACAGGAGUGUGAAAGAUCAAAGGAGUAUGCAAGCAGAGAAUUCCAACAAGGAUCCCUAAGUCCAAAUCUACAGGCAUCAGUAGACUUUCCUGCAAAAUAG
Messenger RNA from Arvicola amphibius (Eurasian water vole), 681 nucleotides. RefSeq names its product filamin A-interacting protein 1-like. Lineage: Eukaryota; Metazoa; Chordata; Mammalia; Rodentia; Cricetidae. The record is from RefSeq and is a predicted model, not a curated record. The transcript is spliced from 4 exons. Bases 1 to 681 code for a protein of 226 amino acids.